AUGGCUCCCAAACGCAAGCGGGCUGGUACCGUAGGCUCCAAUGUCGCUGUCGAAACAAACAACGAUCUUCCCCAGCCUUUAUCCCAGGACGCGUCCAAAGAGGACACCACCACUCAACAAACUCCCCAGACCCUCAAGACAUCAAAAUCCGAAGACAAUGACCAAGACCUGCCUAACAAGCGAUCUCGCUCAGAAAACCACACUCAGGACGAUGAAGACGAGGAGAAAGACCUUGGUGUCAAUGGUGAAGCUGGCACCAUGAAGAUGGAAGCUCCUCCCAAGGCUGGCCUGGUUGAUCCUGUCGGCUACAAGACCAAUCCUCCUCCUGAAGGUCGCCCUGUGCGCAUCUAUGCCGAUGGUGUCUUUGACUUGUUCCACAUGNGGGUACGCAGCUUGUUCCCAUACCAUUCCCAGAGCAGCUUGUUAACAGAACCUAGACACAUGCGCCAGCUCCAACAAGCCAAGACCGCCUUCCCCAACGUUCAUCUUCUCGUCGGUGUCACUGGUGACAAAGAGACCCAUCGCCGCAAGGGUCUGACCGUGCUGAGCGGAAAGGAACGCGCCGAGACCGUAAGACACUGCAAAUGGGUGGACGAAGUCAUAGAAGACUGCCCCUGGAUUGUCGAUGUCGAGUUCCUCGAGAAGCACGAGAUUGACUAUGUCGCUCACGAUGAUAUCCCCUACGGCGCCGACGAGGGUGACGACAUCUACAAGCCGGUCAAGGAAAAGGGCAUGUUCCUGGUUACACAGCGCACUGAGGGUGUCAGCACCACUGGAAUCAUCACAAAAGACUACGAACAAUACAUCGCGCGUCAGCUCAAGCGUGGCACCACUCGCCAAGAGCUCAACGUAUCGUGGCUCAAGAAGAACGAGCUCGACAUCAAGCGCCACGUCGCCGAGCUGCGCGACUCGAUCCGCACCAAUUGGACCGCAACUGGUCAAGAGCUUGGCAGAGAUCUCAGACAAUUCUGGCAGCCCAGCAGACCCAGCAGCCCGGCUCGCGGCCUCUCGACUCCUGAUCGCCUUGGUUAUAACUUGCGCCAGGGCGCUUCAAGAGGCAGCAACAGCGACUUUGCUGCUGGAUACACAAUGGGCCUUCUCGGCAGCGUUCGCAGCUGGGUAAAUCCCCGCAAGGUCACCUCUUCUAACGACAGCUCAACUGACCCUCAUGCAGNNAUGCAACGCAACCGUAGAACCCUCAGCGAUGGCAGACCUGAUAGUCCCGACAGCGGCGAGGACAGUUCUGACUUGAGAAGCCCUGCCGACCCGGCUAGAGGCCGCGCCGGCAAGCACGUUCAAGACGAAGUGGAUGCACAGUUCACCCACGAGAUGAACUAG
Messenger RNA from Aureobasidium musti, 1338 nucleotides. The record is from the annotation of a GenBank genome assembly. Lineage: Eukaryota; Fungi; Ascomycota; Dothideomycetes; Dothideales; Saccotheciaceae.